Molecule: messenger RNA, 558 nt
Organism: Porites lobata
Lineage: Eukaryota; Metazoa; Cnidaria; Anthozoa; Scleractinia; Poritidae
Source: the annotation of a GenBank genome assembly
GCGUACAUAACGAUCUUUGUAAUAUCCCUAUUAGGCAAUUCUGUGGGUCUGCAGGUUGUGGUGAGUGCCAAAACAUCUUCGAAACGAAUCACUUAUCUGCUGAUCAAGAACUUAGCAGUUGCUGACUUAAUUCUAACCCUGACAGUGAUGCCUUACUCUGUGUUGCUCAUGUAUUUCGAUCGCUGGUUCGGUGGAUUAAUGGGAACUAUCACGUGUAAACUGUUUUGCUAUGCCAUACUUGUCUCCAUCGCCGCUUCUGUGAUAACAUUGACUAUUAUCUCCAUCGAUCGCUUCUUUGCUAUCUAUUACCCGCUAAAACUAACCCUCUUCCAUAAACAUAAGACGAUCACAAUGAUAAUAUGGUCCGUCUCUUUACUCGCUGGUUCGCCAUACUUAUUGUUGUACCAAGUUGAGAAAUUCCGCGAUCAUUAUGUUUGCCUCCCCGAUUGGCCAUGGUCCAAGAACAUCAUAGAAACAUAUCUCGUCAUGAGAGCUUUUCACAUUUUUGGCUUUAUUGUCUUUUAUGCACUUCCACUGCUAACCCGGGGGUACUCAUAG